Molecule: messenger RNA, 1842 nt
Organism: Aegilops tauschii subsp. strangulata
Lineage: Eukaryota; Viridiplantae; Streptophyta; Magnoliopsida; Poales; Poaceae
Source: RefSeq, a predicted model, not a curated record
AUGGCGCCUCACAAGGUCAAGACUGCCUCAUCGUCGGCUUGGUAUGAGCCAGCCCUUGACGCGCCCAAUGUCUCGGAGAAGAACCUCGCUGCCAUGCGCUUGCUGACAGCAGGGGAAGGCAACAAGAGAGGGAAGACGGAGCUCCGGGUCGCCUCCGACGUGCCAAAGCCCGAGGGGAGCACCAUCUUCCCCUUCUUCACUAGCAACAUCGUUGCAGGGCCGACGCCUGUGGCAAAGAAGAGGAAGGAGGGGGUGGUGGUGCCGUCCGGGACCAACCCACCUGCUCCGUCGGAGUCUCCCUCCAUGGAGAAGGGCAGCAUUGGUGCUCAUGUCUCUCCGGCCCGGUCGUCCUCGCGAGCGGCGCUGAGCCAUGCCGUGGCGACCUCUGAGAAGGAGAAGCAGGCCGCCGCCGAGGCAGCGGCCACUCGCGAGGCGGCGCUAAAGGACGCCGAGGCCGCCAAGAGUUGCUGCCAGGCGCUGGAGGCCGAGCUGAAGACCCUGCGCAGCGAACGCGCAGAGGGAGCCCAUGGCCAUCAGGCAGAGGAGGAGAAGAUGAAAGCCCUGGAGGAUGCCGUCAAGGGUCGCGACACCGAGCUGGAGGAGUCGACAAAGGUGCAGGCCAUUGAGCGCGGCCAACUGGAGGAGCUAGAACGGAAGGUGAAGGCGGAGGUAGCCGAACUUGCUGCGAAGCCGAAGGUUCUGGCUGAGGACCGCGCGGCCUUCGCACUUCUCGAGAAGAGGUCUCGCGAGGCUCUGAAGUCACUCUAUGAGAAGGGCUUGGAGAGGCUGCUGACCACUGACGAGGACGGCCCUGCCCAGCUGCUUCCCUACUUGGUUGCCGCGCUUGAGGAGGUUGUGAGCGGCAUCGGUCCCAUGGCCGAGGAAGAAGCCCGCAUUCUUUCCUCAGCCGCGCUGACGCGGGUCUUUAGCCACCUCCAUCUUCGUGACCCUACCGCUCGCCUUGACGAGCUACUGGAGCCCGUGGCUGAUGAACACUAUACGGCCGCCGCCGCGGCCGUGAAAGGUGGAGGCGAUGCCACCAAGGAAGGAGUACCAUUGGCGGGCGACGGCGGUGUCCAGGGAUCGGGGGAUCGGGGGUGCUCGACGCCGCCGCCGCCCGGAACCCCCGCCGGAGCCACCCUGCCACCCGCUGUCAUCGGUGCUGCCACCUCGUCUUCAUCGCUCAUCCUCAUCCCCCCUCCUCGCGACGCCAACGCCCCGCCGCCCCUGGACAUCGGCGUUGUCGGCGUCCGCCGCACCACCGCCGCCCGGAGACCUCGCCGCCUCGACCUCUUCCCCGUCGUAGACCCCGCCACCGUCGCCGACCCGUCCCCGUCCUCCUCCCCGCCGGACCACAUCGAGCCUCACCGCCACCUCUGCUCUCCAACGCCGGUGAGGGCCAUGCCCUCCUCCUCCCCUCUCUACCCCGUGUGCCACGACCUCGUCCGCCGCUCGCUGUUGCCACCUGACCCGCGCGCCGGCCGCCGGCGGUGCUCUGUCCGCUGCUGCUGCGGCCCGCGCGCUGCCUGCGCCCCACCUCCGCCUCUGCCUCGCCACCGCGCCGCAUCGCCGCGCUCCGCCCGCGAGGCCGCCGCGCUCCGCCCUGUCCGACCCGCGCAUCACCUGCGUUUCGACCGCCGCCUUGCUUCCCCCCCGUCGCUGCACCACGCCUUGCAUGCGCCCCCACCGCAUCCUCCCACGCGCGCCUCCCCGACCGGCGCCUCCUGCCGGCGGAUCCCGUCGAGCUCCCGCGCUCCGGCAGCGGCCACGGCCACAGGCGCCAAGCCGCGAGCCCGCCCUUCGCACGCCGCCCCGCAGCGCCUGCACGGGCGACAGCCGUAA